UCCAUGCUUUUCCUUAUGCCUACUUGGCAGAAAUGGCUUCUUCCGUCUUCAGCCAAGUCUUCUUUAUUCUAGCUCUUCUCCAUUUCUCUGCAACUUUAGCAGAAAAAAUACCCUUAGGUUCUGGACUUUCAGUAAGUUCAAACCAGUCAUGGAUAUCUGAUAAUGAAGCCUUUGCUUUCGGUUUUGCUUCCUUGAGUUCGGAUGAUAAUUUUCUUCUCGCAAUAUGGUAUGCUGGUCUUCCAGGUGAUCAAACCAUAGUAUGGUCUCCUAACAGAGAAACUCUAGUAGGGAGAGAAGCAAUAGUAAAGCUUGAUCAAACUGGAAACCUGCAGCUUUUAGACCGAAACAAGUUAAUCUGGAGCUCAAACACAAGCAAUCUAGGCAUCGAAUUCGCCAUUCUGUCCGAUUCCGGCAACUUUCUUCUCUGCAUCAAUGAUAAUCAAACGGCAUGGGAGAGCUUCAAGCAUCCAUCCGACACUCUCCUUCCAAACCAGCCUCUCACUGCUUCCCUUGAGCUUACAUCGAAGAAGUCUCUUUUAGGCUACUACUCUCUCAAAAUGCUUCAGCAGCACACAUCACUAAGCCUCGCAUUAGAUUACAUUCCAGUACCCGAAUCCGAGACGAAUUACUCCUACUGGUCCAGCCCUCAGAUCUCCAACGCCACCGGAGAAGUUGUCGCCAUGCUCGAUAAUUUCGGUAAUUUCGCCAUCAUGUAUGGAAAAUCAGCAGCUGGUGCGGUAUAUGUGCACAAGAACGAUUCAAGUAGUUCAUCGGCACUCCGACGAAUCUCGAUUGGAAUGGACGGAAAUUUGCAUCUUUAUCAGUGGAACAGCAGCAACACAUGGGUGAGUCUGUGGUCGGCGGUGUCAAAUCCGUGCCAGGUUGCUGGAAUUUGUGGCAGUAAUAUAUGUAUUUUGAAUGGAAGUAAUAACUCUGGAGCGAGCUGUAAGAAUUUACCGGAGUUACAGCCGCAUUCAGGGGAUUGUAAUGCGAAGAGGAAGAUGGAGAUGGUUUCGCAGACCAAUUACUACUUCUCUGGAUCUUCAACGAUAGCAAAUUAUAGUGGUUUGUCGACGAGUUCUGAGUGCGGGGAUCGUUGUCUAUUGGACUGUGACUGUGUUGCUUCAGUUUAUGGGAUUGUGGAUGAGGAGGCUUACUGCUGGACUCUCAGUAGUUUGUUAUUUGGGGGUUUGCAGGAUCCAAGUUCCACACUUUACAUGAAGAUUGGAGAAAAUCAAACAAUAGGUGAAUCAGGACAGGGAGGUGGGAGAUCAAAGGAAGGGUCCACAAGUUCAUCAAGCCAUAAUUAUGAGAUUAUUAUUCCGUUGUUGUUUUGUUUCUUUGCUCUCAUACUGCUGCUGGUCAUGUUACUGGGUUUUAGCAUCAGGAGGAGGAAGAAACUGCAGGAGAGAUUAAUCUCCAGUUCUCUAAGCCUGCCUGGAGCUCUUGUGUAUUUCUCCUUCCAUGAUCUCCAGAUGGCUACUAAUAAUUUCUCGCGAUUGUUGGGAACAGGGGGGUUUGGGAGUGUGUACAAGGGAACUCUUAGGGAUGGGAGGCUGGUAGCGGUGAAGAAGCUUGAAAGGAUGCUGCCUCAUGGUGAAAGAGAGUUUGUAACGGAAGUAAGUACCAUAGGCGCCAUGCAUCACAUGAACUUAGUCAAUCUUUGUGGAUUCUGCUCUGAGAGAUCUCACCGGCUCCUCGUAUACGAGUACAUGAGCAACGGCUCAUUAGACAAAUGGAUAUUUCCUUCAACCAACCAUCCGAAUAGAGUCCUGGAAUGGAAAACCCGCUUUCAAAUCUCAAUCUCCAUCGCUCAGGGAAUAGCCUACUUCCACGAACAGUGCAAGAACAGAAUCAUUCACUGCGACAUCAAGCCUGAGAACAUACUCUUGGACGAGAAUUUCUGCCCCAAAGUUUCGGAUUUCGGGCUGGCAAAGCUGAUGAGUAGAGAGCAUUCUCACGUGAUCACCAUGGUCAGAGGUACGAGAGGAUACUUAGCGCCGGAGUGGGUGAGCAAUCGGCCCAUCACAGUGAAGGCUGAUGUUUAUAGCUAUGGAGUGCUGCUACUGGAGAUUAUUGGAGGUAGGAGGAAUCUGGAUAUGUCGCUUGAUGCGGAAGAGUUUUUCUACCCUAGCUUUGCAUUCAAGGAAAUGACAAAUGGGACGGCGAUGAGAGCAGCAGACAAGCGACUAAAAGACCACAUAGAGCAAGAAGAGGUGGUAAGAGCUCUGCAGGCUGCCUUCUGGUGCAUUCAGGAUGAGGCAAUGGUGAGGCCAUCGAUGGGAGAGGUGGUGAGAAUGUUGGAAGGAUCGGUGGAGAUAAAUGAGCCGCCGAUGCCUCAAGCUGUUCUGGAAUUUGUCGAAGAAGGGCUCCACACUGUGUAUAACGCCAUGAAGAGAGGUUUUCUCUACGACGAGCUCACUUCUUCAGCGCUGACGUCGUCGUCGGUGGUUCAGAGCCGCGCCCAUUCGCAGGCGAACUGUAGCAACUCAACCAUGUCGCCGAGGUAGGCGUGUGGGGGAUUAAUGGAAUUUAUGUUUUGGGAUGAACUAAACUGAAUUUUUUGAUUCGGUCUUAUGUGCGUCGUUUAUUAGUAUUAUAAUUAUUGUUUGGGUUCGGUGAAAGUUGUUAUGGGAUUGAAAUUUUUUGCUAUAUAUAU
Molecule: messenger RNA, 2659 nt
Organism: Phalaenopsis equestris
Lineage: Eukaryota; Viridiplantae; Streptophyta; Magnoliopsida; Asparagales; Orchidaceae
Product: G-type lectin S-receptor-like serine/threonine-protein kinase At5g24080
Exons: 6
Coding region: 33-2510 (825 amino acids)
Biological process (GO): protein phosphorylation; recognition of pollen
Molecular function (GO): protein serine/threonine kinase activity; ATP binding
Source: RefSeq, a predicted model, not a curated record